This is a messenger RNA of Diospyros lotus (date-plum), 2198 nucleotides long. RefSeq lists its product as uncharacterized. The record is from RefSeq and is a predicted model, not a curated record. NCBI's taxonomy places the organism in Eukaryota, Viridiplantae, Streptophyta, Magnoliopsida, Ericales, Ebenaceae. Gene Ontology annotation, molecular function: catalytic activity. The transcript is spliced from 8 exons. Bases 77 to 1144 code for a protein of 355 amino acids.
GCCACUCUUAUUUUUGCAAAUUUCCCCGACGAGGGGUAGUGGAAUUUACACCAGCGGGUAGGGUUUAUCUUCGUCAAUGGCGUCCAUCAGCAGGGUUCUCUUCGUCAAUGGCGUCCUCUCCGCUGACGGCACUCCACCACUCCCUGCCAUCCUCGAAUCCCACCCAGGCGCUUACACGGCGACCCGCACUCACGACAACGGUUCGAUCGUCUUGUUCUGGGAAAGGCAUUUGCGCAGACUCACCGAUUCCGCGAAAAUUCUACUGAAUUCGAAUCCCAACCUUUUGUUUGAAUCCGGAAAUUCAGUAGACUUAUUUUCAUCACGUUUGACGCAAUCGUCAAAUUGGGAUUUGAUGGUUCGCUCCCUGGUCAGCAAUUCGGUGAGUAAAGCGUUGCCGGCGGCGUUGAAAGUGAGGAAUAUUGGUGAAGAAUUAUCAAUUGCCGUUCUUGUGAGUGGCAACUUGGAGAAGCUGAGAGCAGAUGAGGAUAUAGUGGACGAAGAAAUAAUUUCUAGGGCUUUUGAUGUGUACGUACAUGUGGGGACAUAUUUGCCUCCUGCGUUUGGUAUUCGAGAAAAUGGAGCCUGUUUGGCCGUGGUGGGUCAUGGGAGGGAUUUCGCUAAUGCCAAGUAUUCAGAAUGGGUUAGGCUUAGGAAGUCUUUGGAGAAGUUGAGGCCACCAGGGGCCACUGAACUUUUGUUGUCUAAUGAUGGGGAUAAGAUACUGGAAGGUUGUACAACAAACUUUUUUGUGGUUUGCUGUAAGGAUCACAAUGAUAGUAGCAACAAUGAGAGGGGGGAAGACAUGCAUGACUGCACUGCAUAUCCUUUUGAAAUACAAACAGCCCCAAUCGGAGAUGGUGUGCUUCCAGGUGUCUUACGCCAAUCAAUUAUUGACAUAUGCUUGAGAAUUGGAAUACCACUUCAAGAAGUUGCACCAUCAUGGUCAAACCAUGAAAUGUGGAUGGAGGCAUUCAUCACAAAUAGUCUGAGGCUUUUGCAGCAUGUGGAGAUAAUUCAAGUUCCUAGUUCAUGGAAAAUGCCAGAAUCAAAAUCUUGGAACGAUGUGACAUGGGAGGAGAAACGGUUCAAGGGUGCCCCUGGGGGGAUCACAACACUAAUUCAGCCAUUUGACAUCCACCAGUAGCGGCACCUCCUUCAGACAACCAAGGAAUCCUGAAGCCCCAUGUUGAUUUGCGAAGUUUGAAUGUCCUAUUGCUAGAUUGAAACCCAUCAUCGCUGUUCACGGAAAAUCAAAUCAGGCCGUUUCUUCUUCAAUUUGAGAGUCAACAUCAAGCCUCUGAUUGUCAAUCACUCAUGAUUAAGAACCUCCUCACAUCUGUUACAUGUUUGAAGACCACUGAUUGCAGUUAGUUUGAUUUCUCAAAAACCAGUGCAAGAAACCAAGGGGCCUCUCCUUUGUUGAUCAAAUCCUUGUUCUUUUGAGAGGUAUGACUCUUCUUGGAGUACUUAAGGAUGUUCUUUUUUGAGUUUUUUGAAUGUGCUUGAGUUGCAUUCUGCUAUUUCCUUGAUCCCAGAAUCGGCCACACUCUAGUUUGCAUCAGUGGUUGUAACGUGUUUGACCUUAGUUCUACCAGGUCCUCCAGCACUGAAAGCAAUGGAUUCAUGGGUUGAAGUCUUGGAGGUAUUCCAUAUCUCCAAAUUAGCCAUGUGAAAUUGGAUGGUAGCAAUUAUCUACCCUGGUCAUGUUCAUGUUGUUAUUUAUCAAUGCCCGAGGUUUAUGUGAGUAUAUCUCUAGUCAUAAACAUGAAGCAGCCAACUGAAGAUCCAACCUAUACCCGGUGGGAUUCUAAAAACUCAUUAGUUAUGGCCCAACUUUUCAACUCUGUGCAACCACAUCAUAUUGCUCGUGGUUAUCUACUAUUAGAUUUUACAUGGAAGAUUUGGAAUGCUAUUGCUCAAACCUAUUCUAAAGUAGGUAAUGAUGCCUAAUUUAUGAGCUUUUGAAAAGGGUUCAUGAGAACGAGCAAUGGAAUGUCUUUGACUCAAUAUUAUGUGGAACUUGGUAGUUUAUGGAAAGAAUUAGACUACUACCACGAGUUUCAGGCUAAAUGUGUUGAAGAUGCUGGUAGCAAAUGAUUGAUAAAGAGCAAGUGCUUAAUAUUUUUGUCUAGACUUAGGGUCGAGUUUGAUCAUAUUCAAAUCCAAGUUGUCAGCAAGUAACCUUUUCCUUUGUUUAG